Molecule: messenger RNA, 1413 nt
Organism: Rhipicephalus microplus (southern cattle tick)
Lineage: Eukaryota; Metazoa; Arthropoda; Arachnida; Ixodida; Ixodidae
Product: ionotropic receptor 93a-like
Cellular component (GO): membrane
Molecular function (GO): ligand-gated monoatomic ion channel activity
Source: RefSeq, a predicted model, not a curated record
AUGAUGACCCUCGAGUCCUGAUCUGUGGCGGCUAGUGCGAUGGCGAUCGAAACGGACCUGGUGUCGUUCACGGACAUAACGGAGGAACGCAUGCACGCCUUCUCUCUCACCGACAGCAUCAUGAGUCACCCGGUGGCGAUGCUGCUGCAGACGCCCAAGAUCUUGUCCCGCAAGAUGCUCUUCGUGCAGCCCUUCACCACGCAGGUUUGGGCUCUUGUCCUGAUCAGCAUCCCAGUCGUGAGCGUGGCACUUUGGUUGGUCUACAACUGGUCCCCCGAAGAAGCACCUCGACGCCGAAAAGGGCGUGGUUUGUCAGAGCUCCACAACUGUGCGUGGUACGCUUACGGCGCUCUGUUGCAGCAAGGCGGAGUGCACCUGCCGGUUGGCACCUCUUCGCGCCUGGUGAUGUGCGCCUGGUGGCUGUACGUGGUGAUCGUGAUGGCCUACUACAGCAGCAACCUGAUCGCUUUCCUCACGGUGCCCGAACCGCAGUGGGUCGUCUCCUCUUUUCGGGAAGCCGUGGCGAGAGAGGACAUACACGUCUACAUCCCUCACGGCACGGGUCUGCACCAGGAGAUAAUGAAAUCGUCCAAUGAGCACUUCAUAAGACUUCGGCGGCGACUGGGAGUAACUGCUACGGCGGUGCCUGAUCUCAGAACUAUCAUCGAUCGGGUUGCAACUGGAAAGGCCAUACUUUUAGCGGACAAACAGCUGCUGGAAGCGCUUGUCAUCGCGGAUUACAAAAGUCAGCAAAAGCGGCGCUGUCGCGUCGCUAUCUUCAACGACGACAUCAUGCUCAUCACCAUGGGAAUCAGUGCUCGACGCGGGAGCCCCUUCGUUCAGGCCUUGAAUCGACAUUUCUACCUGCUGCGGACUUCGGGCAACCUACGUUUCCUGCUGAAGAAUCACCGCGAAAAACCGCACGAGUGCUUCCGCAACUACGGAGAGGACACGCGUGGCCUGUCUAAGCCCAUCGGCCUGUCCGAAAUGGAGAGCGCCUUCCUUCUGCUGCUGCUCGGCACCGCCAUCUCCUUGAUGACAGUGCCCGUAGAGUUCGUCGCGCACUGGGCUCGCUCUAGACGCAGAGCACGGAUGCUGAUGCCUUCGGGGACGACCUCGGGCCAUGACAACGGUUGGUGGAUUCCCGACGACAACAAGACUCGCCCUUUUAUCAGCCUGCGACACGGCUGGAAGCGUGCUGAUGAGGCUGUCUGGACCACAGUAGGUCCAGGAGGCCACGUCAUCAGUGACUGCUAUCCAGCGUUCGGCCAGUUCGGCCGUCGGCCCUUGUACGUGAAUCAUGCUCCACCCUUUCCCUUUUACCAACCCUGCUGGGGUGGAACAGCAGCCGCAGAGGAGCCGGCGCAAGGCAAGCGACGGGGACACGUCGUCAUGGUCGGCAACUGGCCAUGA